AUGUUACCUUGUCAACUUUUGCUGCAAAUGUCCGAUGUUGACGAUCUUCGUUCGACCAGCAUCAUAUGUUGUGUGUUAAGCAGUAUCCUCUCUUGUACCACCAUUGUGUUGAACAUUAUAACCAUCUACGCGAUUAGAAAAACUUCCUUGUUAUCCAAUACUUUAAAAACAUUUCUUCUGAGUCUUGCUGUUUCUGAUGUUGGUGUAGGUUUGGUUGUCCAGCCGUUUUUCACUUCAAUUUUGGUCAGAGUUUUACAGCAUAGCAUCCCAGGUUGUCCUACUUACAGGGCAUUCGAUGUCAUAUCGCACGUUUUUUCCGGUGCCUCGUUUUUUGGUGUCAUAGCCUUAAGCGUAGACAGGUUCUUAGCUAUUCAUAUUCAUCUCAGAUACCAGGAACUUGUGACUCACAGGCGUGUUAUUGCCGUGGUCAUGUCGAUGUGGCUGCUUAGUUUCUUCAUUGCUUUUUCGAUCUUGUGGGUCCCUAAUACCAUCCGUUUUAUUUCUGUAAGCUUUGUCGGAAUUGGUUGUGUUCUACUGACAAAAAUUGCGUACUCUAGGAUUUAUUUCUCUCUAAGACGCCACAAGAAUCAGAUACAGUCCUUGCAAGUACAGGAAGCGCAUGAAGAACAAAUUCAACGGGUUGGUGAAAUGACAUAUUUGACAAGCCUUAUCAGGACUGCGGUUGGUGUCUAUUACGUGUACGUUGUAUUUUUGAUUUGCUAUUUGCCGUUUGUUGCUUAUGUAGUUGGUAUUGCUAUUUGUGGACCGACUAUUGCUCUUAAGAGACUUAAUCUUUUCUCAUCGAUUUUUGUAUUUCUAAAUUCAUCUCUGAACCCUGUUAUUUACUGCUGGAAGAUGAGACACGUUCGAAACACUAUCAUAAACUUACUGCGGAACAUUACAACAUCAAGCCGCGCGUCAGUGGCGCGUUCAUAAUUUUUUCCUGCGGAUAAAAUGACUGGGACAGUUCAAAAGUAAACACCGUGAGAUGAAUUUUCUUCUCAGUAAAAUUCAACCGAAUAAUAUUUACUUUGGUGAAGAUUGUAACCAUGGUAGACAAUCAUUUUAAAAUGCCGUAUUUACCCAACAAUAAACUCUUGCCAUUUGUUUAAAUCCCUAAUUAGAAAACGUUAAACUACCUUAUGUGUGUUACACCAUGUAUCCGCUCAUACAGUGCUGACCACUGUCCCGUGUGCUCAAACAGGUACCUAUGGAAGUUCCGAACUGUUAAACUGACGUCUUCAGUAAAUUGUUGCUACAAGAUCUCGUAGUUCCAUUUCAUGUUAGCCUUCUGCACUUACUCUGUAGGUUUAGUACACACUUUUCUUGAAAGAUGAGCUAUGUUUUUGUCGACAUUAUAGGGCAACAAAAAAGUAAACUAGACCAGACACAGAACAAUGUUCGUCACACUCAUUGUAGUUUUGCUUUUAAAACUUAGGAAAUUUGAACAGUGAAUUCUUAAGACAAGAAUUUAAGAGUUAACUAAAUUAAUUUUCCACUAUAGGCCAGUGUUUUUUGAACCUUAUUCUUUUACUGUUUCGGGUUAAGAAAUUUUGCCCCUCCUUGCAAGUUUGACUAACGUGUCAUAUUAAAUAGACCAGCUCUACUCCAUGCGCGAGGGAAGUGGCACUAGGUAUCCAAAGGAAAUGCGCAAGUGGCCAUCGUAUUUCGUGGAUUGACUAUACAGGACCAGUCAACUCCCACCAAUCUUUAGUGACCAUAAUCGCGUGAGUAGAUAUGACGGUGGAACAUUUUACUUACAAGUUGGAUACAGACAGACAGACAGCAGUUGUGUUACUGAUGUCCGAAAGUUAAACAAUCUAAAUCGCGUCGGUUUUAUCAUUGUUCUUCCACGACUUCUUGGAACUAUCAUCUAUCCUCUGAUAAGUAGUUUCCCCUUUUUACAUCCUGAAAAUGUUUAACAAUUUUGACGGCUUUGUAGCAAAAGUGGCUCUUUGAAAAGCAUGUUUCAGUUCAAGACAACUGUUGCUCGUGAUCUUCUCUAAUGGACGCCAUCUUAAAUCCUCUUCAAUAACAUUUAUGACAACCUUUCAUUCAAAUUGUUAAUAAGACAGAUAAAGGCCAAUGUUCAAUUAAACUAUUUUCUUGUUUAUCUGUUGAAAACAAAUACUUUAAAUUGUUCAUGCACCCUAGGUGAAUUCUUUGAGUUUACUCGGCAGUCGAUAAUUCUGUUAGUGACACUUAGCGGGGGUUUUUUUGUGGCUACUGCCUCCUACAGGAGGCGAAGAUGUUGAGAUGAGUGAGUGAGUGAGUGUAACAAUAGAAUUCUGAUCUUGAUUCAAGUUUGAUCCGGUGUUUCUCAGUGCUAUUUAUUGUUUAUUUACGAGUACCUUAGUAGUUCGACAUUCGCACUUGAUACACAAUUGAAUUCUGCCCUUUUGUGAUUUCUGGCUUAUAGCCACCAAAGCAUUGUUUUCAGUUCUUGCCGUGACACUACGGAAGACAGCACAAGACAAUGAACAUCUCACAAUCAUUUCAGGAUUGUGGCGAUUAAAAAUAAAAGUUUCCCUAGCAGAAAUAUCCUAAUAGGUGUGAUCGGCGCAUCAUGAAACUCGGAGAAAAUUUUUUUCAUUUUAAUAGAGAGCAGUUUACUGUUUAAAUCAGUGAAAUUGGUGAAUUUCCUUUACAGAUAAUCGAAAUGCAGGAGUUUCUGGUUAAGUUACCAAAUAGUUGUGUCUGUAAUUCAAUAAUGCGAUGCGAAACUUUUAGAUGAGAGCUAUUUAAAAGAAUAUUUCUAUGUUUCGGUUUUUUCCGAAGUUGACACAGAUGUUAAACUGAUAGUACCAUAAAGGGGUAAGUUUCUAAAGAAACUGUGGUGCUGCGUCGGUGGGAGAGUAUAGCAGGUAAUUUAGUGUUAACAACUGGGUUGAAAACGUAAAUUAGCCACCGUAAAGGGUAAAAAAGCUGACGUUUCGAGCGUUAGCCCUUCGUCAGAGCGAUCGCUCUGACGAAGGGCUAACGCUCGAAACGUCAGCUUUUUUACCCUUUACGGUGGCUAAUUUACGUUUUCAACCCAGUUGUUAACACUAAAUUACCCGAUAGUAUCAUAGGCUACUUUUGAUAUUUUAAAUUUGGGCUCAACAGUGAGGCUUUAAGGACACAUUUAAAUGUGGUGCCGGAUAUGGUUAUAUCAGUUAUAUGUAUAGUUAUAUAGUUAUAUCAGUUAUUUUUUCCGGAAGACUUGGAGUAAGAGAAAUCGGAUUAAUCGAAACUGAAUUGUAUUGGCACAACACAAGCUUUUCAGCGCCAACUCACGUCAAUAAUCUUUCAUUUUAAUGCAAAUUCGAAAAUUUGUGAUAUAUAUCAUAUUUAAUGUUUGGACAAGUACAUUUCUGUUUUUCACCUGCCUGUCCACAACGACAAGGAUUAUCCUUGCUCAGUCAAUGCUGACUCCACAAGCUCACAUCAUGAAUGACUCAAAUUGCGAAGUUUGGAUGUAUUCUUUCGCUAAGACCACAGAACCCAAAGUUCUUCGUUUCACUUACAUCUUAAAUUGUACUUUGAAUAUUUUCUUGUCCCUUAGCGCGAUUUUGCUGAAUGCUGUGACGAUGUACGCGAUGCAAAAAACGCCCUCGUUGCCAAAGACUUUAAAGAAUUUGAAGACACUGCUGUUGAGCCUGGCUGUUUCUGAUGUUGGUGUUGGUUUGCUUGUUCAGCCAUUUUACUCGUCACUGCUGAUCAAGUGCUUGCAAAGAAACAUUCCCAGCUGUAACACGUUUAACGUGUUUGGAAUAAUUUGUGGCUCGUUUUCUGUAGCUUCAUUCUUAGGUAUCGUGGCUGUAAGUGUGGACAGAUUCUUGGCUAUUCAUCUUCAUCUCAGAUACCAGGAACUUGUGACUCACAAGCGCGUUGUCGUGGUAGUGAUCUCAAUAUGGCUGCUUAGCGCAUCUGGUUCUUCGAUGCAUCUUUGGGUUUCAUCCUUAGUUCAGGCGUUAUGUUAUAUAGUAAUUGUUAUUUUGUCUGUUCUUAUCACGGCAUUGGUUUAUAUCAGAAUUUAUUUAACUGUUCGACUCCAUAAGAAGAAAAUGCAGGCUCUUAAAGGACAGCUAAAACAAGAACACAGAAGUGAAAUGGAAAAUGUUGCUUCCGUUGUUAAAUCUGCGGUCGGUAUAUUCUACGUGUAUCUCGUAUUUCUAGCUUGCUAUUUGCCUAUCACUGUUCAUUUAGCCAUCGCAGAGAUGACCACAACCACGAAUAACGCAAUGAAGAGAUUUUACCUGUACUCAUAUACUGUCGUGUUUCUGAAUUCAUCUCUGAACCCAGUAGUUUACUGCUUAAAGAUGAGACACGUUAGGUGCGCUGUCAAAGACAUACUUGGGAAGAUGUCUUAAUACUGAAACCGCGUAUUACACUUAUCUUAGAACCAGUUUAUCAGUUUCUAAAGUUUUGAUGAUUGAGAAAAUUUGAUUAUCAAGGGCCGCUUGAUAAUUGGAAUCUGGAAUUUCAACCAAAGUUUCAGUGAUAGAAGCGAAGUUUUGAUGUGCCUACUAAUGAAUGGUGUAUGAAACCAAUCAUAUGCAAAGCUAAAGAAAUUUUAUUCACUAAUUCGCGCUUUCUCGCGCUUCUUGCGGUUUGCUUGUUUCUGAAAGUUUUCAUCGUUCUGUUCGGUCGUUGUGAUUACCUAGUUUUAAUAUGACGUAACUCAAUCGUAUAUAAUGCAAUCUUUCUCUGACUGUUAAAGUAUAACGGAAGUAGUAUGAUCUAGUUUUACUUCUGAUAUCUUGAAGAAAAUACCCGUUUGAUGUCAAUAACUUUUUCAUUUUCACUUUACAUUAUCGGUUAUUUUUUUAAUUCUGUUAUCAAAUGAGUGAACGAGUUGUAAUUGUUUUUUUUUUUAAUAUUUCUUGAUCUUUCGUUGUCUUGGCAACUCGCAAAUGCGGGACGAAUGUAAUGGUAAUUAGGGUGGGCCUGAAUUACACACGAUUGGAUCGUUGUGCCGUGUAAAUCACGUGAUGGUCAGAAUACACCUGUCAAGAGCUGUCAAAAUAAACUAGAAGAACAUAUCAUUAGCAAUAUCUCUCGAAAAGCAUUUCCAAUCAACUAUCUUUUCUUCUGAAGGAAAUUUCUUAUAAAAUACACAGAAGAAAAACUAAGCUUUGGAAAUUAGGUACCGCUCCUGUGACUCAUCGCUCGUGUGAUCAUUUUUAGUUAUGCCAGUGGUAUUUUAACAUAAUGACACGAGCUUGAGCAUGGCUGUUUGACGAGAUAUUAUUAAAUAAUUAUGUAUGAACAAGAAUUUAUGGUAAUUAUGACCUUCUCUCUUGAUGUACUGUAUUAUUGAUGUGAGAGCUCAAAGCCAGGAAGUCUUCACUAUUUUUCGCUUUUUUCAGAUUACCAUAGUUAAAAUGUGUUCUGUAACAUAAUAAGAUUGAAAUAAAAUAGAUAUUUAACUGUUAGCAAAUCGAAAAUAUGGAAAUGUUUUGUUAGUUUGGCAAAUACAAUCCUGUGUUAAUCGCACUUUCAUUACUGAUCCAAUUCAUUAAGGACUUAAUUGAGAGUUUUACAGACCCAAAAUUUGAACUUAUUCCCACGAUACUUGACGAUGUCGAGCAAACACCAGACAGAGGAAACAUCUGGAUUUGAAUGCACGGGAAUUCUAAAUCGCCGACAUGUAUUUCUUUAUUUCGACUCUGUAGCACCUUGUAGCGUAAUACGAGUAAUAUGCAUCAUUUCCAGCCAUAUUUCAUAAUUAAUUGGCCAAACUAUUAUUUAACUUUUUUUUUCUGUAAUUCCAUAUGACACCUUUGUCCGCUAAUCAACUACUACUUACGUCUUCCUUUUGUCCAGCGACAUCAGCAAUUGAAAGAACUCGUCUGAAUUUGACGUUGCACUUCAGCUGUGACAUCCUAGAAUAGAAUAUCUUCAAGAUAACUCACACCUUUCUUCGAGAGUGACCAUAGCGGUGCUACAGCGAUCCGGUGGAACCGAAGGAAGAAACAAUUUUGCUCACGAAUCGCGUCGAUAAUCAUGGACGAAGUGUAUUGUGACGAGUUACUUCAGCAUUAUCCCUCGUUCUCGGACUUUCAAGAUUUGCGUUUCACGUAUAUCUGCAAUUGUGUCUUCAACAUUUUACUCGCUCAAAACACCAUCGUGUCGAACAUGUUAGCGAUUUUCGCGAUACGAAGAUGUUCGUCGUUACCACAGACUUUAAAAACGUUCCUUCUGAGUCUUUCUGCUUCUGAUGUUGGUGUUGGUUUGGUUGUUCAACCAAUUUACAUUUCCCUUCUUAUCAACUGGUUGCAACAGAAUGAUUCUAACUGUAUCAUCGCAAUGGUUUAUCAAAUGUGCGGUACUUUUUUCUCGCUUACUUCGUUCCUAGGUGUUCUGGCUAUAAGUGUGGACAGGUUCUUAGCUAUUCAUCUUCAUCUCAGAUAUAAGGAACUUGUGACUCACAGGCGUGUUGUUGCUGUGGUUGUAUCCAUUUGGCUGUUUAGCGCUGUUUGUUUUAUACUUACAUUUUGGAACCUACACCAAGAUCGAAGGCUAUUUCGUAUGACAGGUGGAGUUUUUUGUCUUAUUAUCGCAACGUUUGUUUACAUCAGGGUUUAUUUGGUCGCACGACGACACAAAAAUGAGAUUCAGUCUCUGCAUAUACACCAAGCACAACAUAGAAGCUCAGUGGCAAAUUUUACUCGCCUCAUCAAUUCUGCCACCGUCACAUUUUAUGUGUAUCUUGUGUUUUUAGUUUGUUAUUUGCCACUGUUUAUCUGCCUCGCAGCCAUUCGCGUAAACAACGCGAGCAUCAAUUUAAAGAAACUUUUUCUUUUCUCUUUGACUCUGUUGUAUCUUAAUUCAUCCCUGAAUCCUGUAAUUUACUGCUGGAAGAUGCGACACAUUCGACGUGCUAUCAUGGACGUUAUACGGAACUUGCUGUUGCGGAGAAAUCGCAUAUCACGUUGGUCCUAA
This is a messenger RNA of Pocillopora meandrina, 6927 nucleotides long. NCBI's taxonomy places the organism in Eukaryota, Metazoa, Cnidaria, Anthozoa, Scleractinia, Pocilloporidae. The record is from the annotation of a GenBank genome assembly.